This is a messenger RNA of Podarcis lilfordi (Lilford's wall lizard), 13728 nucleotides long. Lineage: Eukaryota; Metazoa; Chordata; Lepidosauria; Squamata; Lacertidae. The record is from the annotation of a GenBank genome assembly.
CACAGCCCUUCCCCUAAAACUAAGAUUCUAGUCCUUGUGGUUCUGAGUUAAACAGGACAACAGGAAGCUACUUUAAUCUGAAGUAGACACUUGGUCUAUCAAGUCUAGUAUUGCCUCUAAGCUGACUGGUAGCAGCUCUUUGGGAUUUCAAAUGAGGGGGUCUCUCCUUGCAGUACAGUGGUACCUCGGGUUACAGACGCUUCAGGGUACAGAUGCUUCAGGUUACAGACUCUGCUAACCCAGAAAUAGUACCUCGAGUUAAGAACUUUUCUUCAGGAUGAGAACAGAAAUGGGGUGGCGGCAGCGGGAGGCCCCAUUAGCUAAAGUGGUACCUCAGGUUAAGAACAGUUUUGGGUUAAGAACAAACCUCCAGAAUGAAUUAAGUUCUUAACCCGAGGUACCACUGUACCGGGAAAUUUGAGGGAUUGAGCCUGGGUCGUUCUGCAUGCAAAACAGAUGCUCCACAUCUGCACUAUGGGCUGUCCCCAACUGCACGUUCUUUUAUUGAGAAGCACUGCCUAUUUUGUAGGGAGUGGAGAUGGGAGUUGGGAAGAGACAUUAUUUACUUAUUUUGAGUCUUUCUCCUGCACCACCAAGUGGGUCUCUGCAACAAAGAGAUCAGCUGCAACAUGAUGAAAUGAUAAAACAGCAACCGGUUUGCUUGUGGGUUUUUUUUUGGUGUGGUGUUUUUUUUAAACCCUAAAGUCAAACACAUUCUUUAAACAGAUUUGCAUUAGGGUGUAUUCAUCACCUCCCCCAACUCCUUUGUACUGUAUUAUGAAAUGGUCUGGUGAUAAUUUCAUAAUAGGCGGCGAAUGUUCUCCCUUCCUCUUUUAUUUAUCUGUUAGCAGUUGCUUUGAAACCUGAUCCUUAAUAAGGAAUCAUGGUUGGACUUGAGGUUGGGGAGGGGGCAGAGAGAGGAGGAGGAGGAGGAAAAUGCCUCUGUUUUUCUUUCCUCCCCCCCCCCUCCAGUUGUGGUUUUGGUGGUAGUGGGUUGCUGUCUCAUGAGCACCCAGGGCGUGUCUCCCUACGUCAGCCGAUGACUCAGUUUUUGCCUGCCAGGCUCCAGCCUUAUAAAAGAGCACAGCAGCAGCCAGCAAACCAGCAGCAACAGCAGCUCAGGCAACAAGAAGGAGCAGAGAGGAACCACCUGGAGUCGGAAUCACAACCCCUGAGAGAAGCAAGACUCCACCUGACUCGGGACGGCUAUGAAGAUGCUGGUCCUUUUCCUGGCCUCUUGGCUAGUCCUGGCGCAAUCCGCCACUCUUGCGCCCGAAGGUAAGCCUACUCGAGAACCCAUCACUAACUAUGACAAGUUGGGACCUUGCUUGCUUACUUGUUUCCUGACCUCCCUGUCCCUGUUGCAAACUAGGGUAGAUGUGUGCAGGGCAAGGUGACAGCUGCCGAGCGAGGUUGGCACUUCCCUCACACCCUCCGUGCUGCCUGUUAGCCUGGAACAACUGGUGCAUUAGACUGCAUACGCACCAUACCUUUAAAGCACAUUUAUUCCUCUAUUAGCACCCUCAUGCAUAAAGACAAUUGUGGGAAAUGUGGUUUGCCCCCUUACAGGCCCACAAUUCCAAGCACCCUUGAGAAACUACAGUUCCCAGGAGUUGUGGGUGGGGAGAGCCAUGUGCUUUAAAUGUAUGGCAUGUACACAGCCUUAUGUGUGUUAGUGCCACGCUCCUAUAAAGCGGGGAGUGGACAUUUUAAAUUUCUGGAUCCUUCCCUGCUUGUGCAAGUCUUCUCUGAAACUGCCUAUUCUCCCCCACCUUCCAGCUGUUUCAGAGAGAGUACCUUAAUUGUCACUGCAGGGAAAAACCGCUGGCUGCAUAGGCACCACACAUUUCAGGCACCCCCCCACCCCGAGGAAACUGUAGUUUGUUUAGGGUUCUGGGGAUUGUUGCUUUGUGAGUUGGCAAACUACACUUCACAGGAUUAUUAGUGGUUUGUGUGCUUUAAAUGUAGGGUGUAUGAAUACACAGGCAAGAGAACUUUCAGCAUACUGUACACAUACACAAACACACACACACACCAGCCCCUUUUGUGUUUUAUAGAAGCUAACCCCUGUUAUCUCCUUCAGAAUCCCUGAACGUUGUUGAGAUGUAAAUCAAAUAUUGAGCCAUUCUGAGGCCUGCAAUCUCCCUCAGUUUUCUCAAAGGUUUGGGUCUCCCUACCUUUUGAAAUUUCAAGACAGCUCUCAUUUUAUUCUCUGAGCACAGAUCCAGAAGCUAUUCACAGCCUCUACUUUAUCUUUUUAUGUUUAUUUGUGUAGCUGGGUGCUCCCAAAUCAAUCAACAUUGUUCCUCUCUUUCCUUAAUCGUGUUUCAGAACUGCUGUUGUCUGCUGUUGUUCAGCUCAGGCUGAAUAAGGCUUCAAAACAACACAUCUAUCAUCAGUCUUGUGAUUUGGAACUGAAAACCAAUUAUUUACACACUUGUUGAUCCUCUAAGUAUUUGAUAUUUUUUUUCAAGGCCUCCAGGCAAAAAACCCCGAACACUCUAGGCAUUGUGAAAUCUAGCACAACUGGGCGAUAAAUCAUGAUUUUCAGUAGCUUUAACUGGAAAAAAAUGUGACACAGGCUUUGGAUCUGAAAAAUCUCCUGAUUAACCUUGUGAAAUCUGUCGUCUUAUUUGGUGUUGGUUUUUUCCAGCCAAAUUGUGUUGCAAUGUUUUAAAAUUUAAACAAUUCCUUCCCUCUGCAAAAAAAAAAAAAAAAAAGAGGGGAAAAAGAAGUAGUAGUAUCAGAUAAAAGAACAACUCUGGAUUGAAGGGACACAUGCCAUAACAUAAUAGAUUGUAAAGAAUAGUCCUGUACUGCUGUGUACAAGAUGUUGUGUGUAUCUUGAGUUACAGAGAAAAUAUAGCCCUCCCAAAAUGCAUGUGUGUGUCCCAACCAAAAAUUUAAAACCCAGAACCCAAAACAGUGCCUCACAAUAACCCUUUCUGAUAGGCCACUACAGAUGUUCCCAUUUUACAUAUGAGGAAAACUGAGGCUGAGGCAUUGGAUAAUCUGUCCCAUGGCAGAGCCAAGCCCUGGGAUCCAGGCCUCUGAGGUCUCCAAGCUUAGUUCUCUGUCUAGUGGAGCACAGUGGCUCUGAUUUCCCAGCAUGCACUGUGUGUUCCCCUGAACCUCAAAGUAAACAAAGGGAGUGCAGAAGCUGGUUGUUCGUUUUGGAAGGUCUGUUGUUUCUUGGCGAUUGCUUGGAGGACAAGCUGGCUUGCGGGGAAGGAAGGAAGUGAAGUUUCUGCUAUUUAUCACCUGGAAUGUUCGAAAGCAUCAGUGUGGUCAGGCCCCUUGCACAGCAUAAACAAUUAGCUACAGAGACCUUUUCAACAGUAGCAUCCUUGGGAGCAGCGCAGGUCUAUCACGGUCUACUGGGUGAUUUGCAGUAGUUCAGCAAGAGCUCCUGAUCCGCAACAAGAAUGACCCAAACACCAACACCCCCUGUUAGAUGCUGAAAAAGAACGCUCAGUGGUAGGGUGACCAGAAGUGGAAUUUUGAAAGGAAGGACUUCUUAUCUUGAUUCUAGUACUGACCAUCUGGUCUCAGUACAUGCCCAGAGACACCCUUGUUCCUUAAUUCUUAGCAUAUGUCCACUAGGCUCAGUCUCUAUUGUGCACCUGUCUCUUGUUGUUGAACUUCAGGUUUUUUAGUACAAACAAAAACCACACACCAUAAAGUAGAUCCUACAAACCUGAAGUCUGUCUAUACCAAACCUAGAACCCCCUUCCUUGAUGUGAGGGUAUGAUGGUGCAACCAGCCUGCCAUCUUUUUGCCGUGAGGAGCAACCAGCAGGGAUUUUGGCUGUGCAAACUGUACAAAAGCGCUGCACUGGCUGUGAGAGUAAACUGUUAUUUGUUUUGAAAAGGGGUGUACGUGUUAAGAACGCACAUGUCAGGUGCAGCCCAAGACCUUGUGGUGGGUGGCUUCCUCUAGAUCUCAUUCCCUCGGCACGCAUGAUACAAUAUUUACCUUCCCUAAGCAGGGAGUGGAUUUUGAGGCCAUUAUUUGCAGAGACCUUAAAGCGACUCUUGAUUCCAGAGGACUUUUCCCUGCCCUAAUGGCAACGUCACCCUGCAAGACCAGAAGAAUAAGCUGGCUUUUCUCGUUCUGUUCGUAAGCCAACUAGACUCGUCAUACAUGCAUUUAAAGUACUUCACUCCCCACAAAGAAUCUUGGGAACUGUAGUUUGUUAAGGGUGCUGGGAAUUAUAGUUCUGUGUUGAGGUAAACUACAGUUUCCAGGAUUCUUGGGGGGGGGGGGAGUAUGCUUAAAAUGUAUGGUGUGUAUGCAGCAAUCUUCUCCUUCCUCCCUGGUUACUAUUGACACCCUACACAAUGUGAUACUGUGUUUAUGGAAGACGAUCUUACUUGACUACGAGUGAUCUCCAAAGAAGAAGAUUACAUGGGAGGACACACAUUUGCCAGAGACUUGCGAUGAAAUGUUGAAUGUGGUGAUGUCAUAUAGCACAUAUCGCUGGUCACUUAGAUGAGGGGUAGAGAAGCAUCUGUGUGGCCUGCCAGAUGUGGAGCUGAAGAACUCAACAGGGGCCAUUUCUCUCUCUCCGCCCCCCCCAAUUGCUGCACCUGUAGAAUCUCUGCCUGUCUAGUACCUGUUUUUGAAGCUGCAGGAGCCAUGCUGCAAAAUAAUGGGUAGAAACCUUCACAGGAAGUCAAGGACAAAAUAUGUACGAGACAGAUAAGGUAGUCAGGCUGAGUCUGCCCAGGAAACUGGCCCCAUGGAGCGAGCCAGACUUCCAUCAUUGCCGCAAGUGUUAAUUAGCGGGUGGCAGAGUAUAUUGACUUCCUCUUCUUUUGGAAUUGAUUGUGCUUACUCAUCCAUGAGAACUGUGCUUGUAAUUGACAAGAGGAAGUUGAUUAACCAGGCUGAUUAACCAUAGCAAGAAAGACUUGGUUCUGGCAACACAUGGCUGGCCUUCCAGCCCGUAAAAGCAAUUUUGCUGGAGCUAGCGAUGUGUGCUAAAUCAUUUUUAUAUUCUGAUUUCCAAAUCUACUUAAAAAAAAUAAAUUCUGUCCCACACAAUGAGGCCCCUGGGCAAAACAAUUUAAAAUAUUGGGGUUGUGUGUUCAGUGUUAAUCCUGCUCGGAGUAAACCCAUUGAAAUCCUCCACUGCUCACGAGGAAACUCGGGGCCAACACCUCCUUGCCGCUGUCUACCUGCCACCAGAGGCAGCCACGUCUAAUAGUAGGACCGGCCCCAAUCAAAGUCUCCCUUCUGUUUGAGCUCUGCCCCAAACAAAUCUGGGCAGAGUGGCCACAUGGCUUAAGUCAAAUAUUAAGGAAGUCACGUUCUUGUGCUAUGGUUACUUGUUUUAAUUAGGCCUUGAUGCCCUGGGGGCCAAGUCCUGAAUUCCCCAAGUACAGGGUACAAUUAUUGUUUUGGUAUUCGUGCAGCUUCCUGAUCAACACACCACUUCCACUCUGGAGUUGCAGUUCAGCGUACCUGCUACUGAGCCAUGGCACUCCCCCUUUAAAAUAAAGUAAGGCUCCAGUCCUCAUGGUUCAGAAAAAAGAUAGGAAGGAAAAAAGAUAGGAAGCUGUCUAUGCCAAGUCACAACAUUGGUCCAUCUAGCUCAGUAUUGUUUACAAAUGCCUGACAGAGGCUUUCCAGCGUUUCAGGCAGGGGGAAUUCCCAGCCCUACCUAGAGAUGUCAGGAAUUGAACUUGGGAACUUCUGCAUGCCAAGCAGGUGCUCUGCCCCAUAACUAUUGCUUUUUGCCAAACUUUCUUUCGUCCUUGCAAACCAAGACUAUAUGCUCUUUGGACAAAUUGAGAAGCCCCAGUAAAAUAAGGGGGGAAAUUUGUGAUGCUGGAUCUAGUUUGACUUUGCUGAUAUAGGUCCUGGCAACCCCAUGAUUGUUAGAUGGAAGCAUGUUUUCAACUGAAACUGUUUUUUAUUUUUUUUUACAAUGUUCUGUUUUACAAUUUUUUUUGCUUUGUUUUUAAAUUGUGUGUCUGUUUGCCACCCUGGAAUCCUUAGAGAUGAAAGGGAGGGGUAUCAAUUCAGUAAAUAAUGUUGUUGUUGUUGCUUUAAAUAAAUUUUCUAAUCCCUCCUUCCCAAUUCUCUCUUUUAGUUAUUGAACUUGGGAAGCCAAUUCUCCAAGAGGAAAUCCCUCCGGCUGGGAUCCCACGGCAGGUUCUGCUUCAGAGGACACUAGAUAAUGAUGAACUGGGAGGUGAGGGUUCAAGGUUCUCCAUUCUAAUUACAAUCCAUGCUGGGGACUGGGGCCAGGAAAGGGUUAUUCAAAAACCCUUGGGCUGGUCAAGAAGAGAGAAUUGUACAGGAACAGACUGAUGUAUUUGUUUUGAAUAGGUCAUACCAACCUGGGGUAGCUCAGUCAGUAGAGCCUGAGACUCCUAAUUUCAGGGUUUGAGCCUCGUGAUUCCUUCCAACUCUACAAUUCUACGAAUCUACUAUGUCUAUCUUAUUGUUUUGUAAGUCUGAAGGGAAAUGUAUUGCCACACAGCGACCCAAAUAAUGACUGCUGAUGUCUCGGAAAUUCUCAAACACCUGUAUUAUCUGUACAUGGCACCUGAUAACGAAAUCUCCCAUAGAGUAAGAAAGAACAUUCAUAGACUUAUACAUCCCCUGCCUCCAAGAUAAUAAAAGAAAAAAAUAGAAAUAUUUUAAGGUUUAGUUUCAAAACGGGCACUUCCCAGCUAAUGCAUGUGAGGUGUGAGUGUGCCUUGUUUGAUUUCCAUCCCUCUCCUCUUCCCCAGAGUUUGAUCUCCCGCUGCUAGUCAAUGGAGAGCCCCAGACACGGUUAUCCUCUCCCCUCAGCCCAAGGGGCAGGAGGCCCAGCUGCAGCAGUGCCUUCGGGUGCACCCGGCUGCCCCCUCGCUUCAGACUGGACGAAUUCCCACCUGCCCAACCUAACAUCAGUAAUAUUGGCAACAUCUGCAAUGAAGGGAGGAGGAAGCUCUCCUACGGGCCCUGGAAUGUGCCCCAGACGGGUUUCGGUCACCUCAGUCGCCAGGGAGAUGCCCUCAACAACAUGGAGUCCGGGGUGGGCCAGUGCUGCAAGCUGCCCGACAGCGAGAAACUCCCUUGCUGCCAGAGUGUGGUGAGUUGCUACCGUUGUUGUUCCUGGUCUGACAAAUAUGGCACUGCUGUGAUAACGGGUGCACUUUUCAUUAAAGGGCAGGAGCUGCAACUCCUAAGACUCAUUAUGUUCCUAGCCCCUCUUUGGAAAACUGGUUUUGAGCUUGAAUUCUUUCCACCAUUUAUUUAUAUUUUUGGGAAAGUCUAAAAACCCUUUCUUCUACUCUUUGUCAGUGUUGAAAUCACCCUACUGAGAAUUUUGGUGGAAACUUUUUAAAAGGGACUGUUGGUUCGGUCCCAGUCUCUGAAGGCCGACAGUUUGCAGCCCAGAUCUGUAAAUCUUACGUGUCUAUCAGGGUUGGGAAACAUCUGUGGCCCUCCAGUUGUUGCCCGAAUCCAGCUCCCACCAUCAUCCAGCCAUGCUGAAUAAGGGCUGAUUGGAGUUGCAGUCCGACUGUUGGUCUGACAAAUACGGCAACUGCUGUAAUACGGGGGCCUUGUGGGGGCAGGGGCUGCUGCUCUUAGGCAUAUUUUUGUUGUUGUUUAGUCGUCUAGUCGUGUCCAACUCUUUAUCUCUCCUUGGAAAGACCGGUUUUGAGCUUGAAUUCUUUCCACCGGUUUUUUAAAAAGGCAGGAAGAGUCUUUCAUGCAUGGAUUUUGUGGGUGCUGAACAUGCCCUACAGAGCAUUUUGGUCAAAACCCUUUAAAAAAGGGAUAGUUGGCUCAAUCCCAGUCUCUAAGGUCUGAUCAUUCUCACCCCAAAUUUGUUAAUCUUAUGCUCUUAUCAGGGUUGAGACCGUCUGUGGCCAAGCCAUUGUUUUUCCUCAUGCAGUAAGAGGAACGCAGAGAGGUAUUCUAUUCUGUAAAAGGUGACUUCUAUACAACUGAGAUCUGAUGAGAUUUUGUCUGGGCUGUGUGUAUGUAGUAUAGCAUACCCCUCAGUGUUGGUUGUGACAUGCUCAGAUACUGCACUGGUUGUGAAGACCAACUAUGCCUUUGAAUGAUGCAUCCUCAGCUUUUCAAAGGUUGGAGCAUAAAACCGAGCCUCUGUGGGACUCUAGUGGGACUCCUUUCAAAGGGCGUUUGGGGGCCCACACAACUUUGCACAGAUUUGGUCUCUCAAGGUUGGCUUUUGAAGCUGCUUCUCCUCUCCCUCCAGAUGUGUUGGUAGGGCAUGCUGUGGUUGAGGCAAAGUCACUCUUUACACCAUGGGUUAGCAAACUAAGGCCCGUGGGCCGGAUCAGGCCCAAUUGCCUUCUGGAUCCAGCCCGUGGACGGUCUGGGAAUUGCCACAUGGGUCGCCAGUGCGCGCGUUCUUUCCCUCUCCCUCACAUGGCGGCAGUGGCAGCCACUCCUCCCUCCCCCCUCCUGGCUUCUCCCCGCCCUGCCUAGAGGAGGAAGGGGGCUGGGCUUUGUUAGUGCCAGCAGCUGCAGCAGCGCUUGAGAGGCCGCCAUUUUAAGCAGCCAUUCUCCUGAGCCCUUUCGCGUGCCGCUCAUCAUCCCACCGCCACCAGCCCCUGCCGCUCUCAAGACACAGGUAAGCAGCUACCGGGGCUCGUGGUGCUCUUGCAUCAUUUCCCCCCAAAAAAUAUAGUCUGGCCCCCCACAAGGUCUGAGAGACAGUGGACCGGCCCCCUGCUGAAAGAUUUCUGACCCCUGCUUUACACAGCCAAAAUCUGUCCUCUUCUCAGUCUGCUGCCGCCUUGCACAUCCCAGGACAGACAGACAGACAUGUGGUAUCAAAAGCAGACUCUUGAGUUUGGGCCCAGAUGAUAAAAACUCUGGUUAGCCAUCUGAUUGACCCGUUCAUCUCUCCCCACCCUGCUCCAGUGGUCAGAUGUUCUGGAGCAGUUCUGCGACGUGGAAUUCUCGAUAAAGACCAGACCUUACCACUGCUGCAUGCUGGAAGGUGCCAGCCGGGAUCGCUGCUUUGACGAGGAUUCCCUUUUCCCGAAUUAUGACUUCAAGAGCUCUGAUGGUCAAGGUCCAUCACAGCCGGUCACCUGCAGCAAUCCUUCCGGGUGCAAACCCUCGGAGCAGGUCAACCCACUGAAGCUUCUCGAGGUCACCUUUCCUCCUGGAGAGCCCACCAGCGCCAACAUCAAAAAUAUUUGCAAGCUGCGUAAAUUCCGGCCCACCUACCUGGCCAGCGUCUUCCCAAAGUCACAUUUUGGCUGGUUGGUGCGCCGAGCUCAGGCUGUGAACCGCUUGGAAAAUGAGUUUAAGAAAUGUUGCCGAAAGGAGGAUGCCGGCUGUGCCCGCAAAGGGGUGAGUGAGUGAGUGAGUGAGUGAGUCAGGAGGGACUCCGGGAAUCUCCUGCUUGGGUCUUUUCCCAGCAUCCCUUUCUCUCCCAGCAUGCCAUGCUUUAUGGUCUGUUUCAAACACAAGCUGCCUCUCCCAUGCAGCCAAAGUAUCUGAGCAGUUCACAAUGAAGGACUUGUCCUUGAUUUGGGGGUAACACCCAGUGUGGCAUUUUGGAAUUUUGCAGUCCUGCAGGCUAACCGUUGGGAAGUUUGUCGCUUCUUCCAACCAAGGAACGGGUACACAGAUGUGUAAAUUGUGCAUAUAAUGGUCUAUAUUAGCAAAUGCAAAAAUGCUUUGUAUUGGGGAAAUUGCAAACACAUACGUAGCAUACAAAAAUGUACAUAUUAGGAAGAAACUGAAAAGUGCUGGCGAAUGUUCAUGAGGACUGUAGAGAACUGAACUUAAGAUUUCUUGAAGGAGCUGCAAGAAACUGAUCGGUUUUUGCUCAUCCCUAGAGGCUGUCCCUCCCUCAUGACUUUCCCCUGUUUUGCUUUCCUUUCCAGUGGGAAAAGGUUCUGACCCAGUACUGCAAACAGGAGUUCUCUGUGAAGACCAGGCCACACUUCUGCUGUAAAGUCCCUGCAGGGGAGGCCCGUUAUGGUUGCUUUGCCAAUUUGGCUCCAUACCCCGCCUACGACCAGGAAAUUCAACAGGUCAACCUCGGUCAGGUCACCCCAGACCUCCUGGACUCGCUCUGUGGCCAAUUCACACUUCUCACCAAGCAGUAAGUAUGGUUAUUUAUUCCGUUUCAGUUACUUACCUGCCCUUCCCCUUCAGGUCCCGGGUCGAGCUACAGCAAUUUAAAGUUCAGUAUCACAAACUGUUUCCAACAAGUGGCAGCCACAGGAAAAGGGUGGCUCUUGUAAAGAUAUAUACAGUGGUACCUCAGGUUACAUAAGCUUCAGGUUACAGACUCCACUAACCCAGAAAUAGUGCUUCAGGUUAAGAGCUUUGCUUCAGGACGAGAACAGAAAUUGGGCUCCGGUGGCGCGUCAGCAGCAGGAAGCCCCAUUAGCUAAAGUGGUGCUUCAGAUUAAGAACAGUUUCAGGUUAAGUACAGACCUCCGGAACGAAUUAAGUACUUAACCUGAGGUACCACUGUAUCAGGUAUCAAAGACCAGGUUUGAAAGGUGCAUCUUCUUCCAAUACAUGGCAGAAACUGCAUAAUGUUGGUGUUGGACGCAGCUCUGUGGGGAGGGAAUUCCUUGACUUAGGGGCUGUCACACAGAACUCCCCAACUUCUGAGGGCAGUGGAAUAUCAAGAGGGCUUCAGGUUUCUGCUGGGCUGUCGAGAAGUAGAUUGCAGGGGAGGUUGGAGAAGUUUGGUUUUCUGAUUUGUGCCAUGCACUUCUCCGGCUAGAAAAAGUGUGUUUAAGAAUUCCUAUACUGGAGGCGGGUGGGGUGGGAGUGUGAAAAGGGCAUCUGUCAGUAGCAAGUGGUAUAAAGAUGCAAUGACUGUUAUUCCAACUGGGCAGAAUAUAGAUUGCAGAGAUUGCAGCCACCCCUGGUAUCAACAAUUUGCUUGCAGGCAGCAAACAAGCCUUCUGUGUAUCUUUAAAAAAGUUAAACUGUGCUGUUCAGAAAUAAUUAAUUUAAGGAAGGCUGGAUAAUUAAUUCAGACCUAGGGUUGUUGCUCCCCCUUGUGGCUGAAACCCAAAGUGAUUUCUCUCUUCUCCUCCCCCUUACCCAAACCAUUCUCAGUCUACAGUUCAAGAUCCUCCUCCUCCAGUCUACGUAGUCUUAUUAGCUGAAGACAGGAAGGAAUGGGAGAUAAAUUUUAAGGAAUGUUAGAAGGAUGUUGGAAUGAAGUAAUGUGGUUUUAGCAGAAAUGCUAUAAAGGAUUAAGAAAAAACAGAUUGUUAAAUGGUGAAAGGAGGGAAAGUAAAGUUACAUUAUAUGAAGAUAAAAUAUAGGACAAAAACUGGAAAAGAUAGAAAGGACUUGCUGAAAUAGCUAACUGAACUAGAAUACAAAAAAGGGAGGUGUGAGGAGGUCAAGGAAACAAGCAAAUGAAAGAUAAGUUAUGGAAAGGUUCAUUGUAUUUUUUUUUCCUAACUUUUUAUUUUUCUAGUUUUUUUCCCUCCUUAUUGUGAUGUGAUGUUUUGUUUUUGCUUAAUAUGCUGUUUUCUAUUUUCUCUUUUUGUAACCUUUUAAAUCUUAAUAAAUAUUAUUUAAAAAAAAAAAGGAAUGGGAGAGAAAUUCACUCCUGUUUGCUUUUUCAAAUAAGCCCAAUUUGCACUUCCAGGAAUGAUAUGUGAAUUGAACCACGGCCAAGAUUCGUGCUUCUUCAAAUUUUGCAAUGUGUAGAAAAUUGCAAAUAUUUUGUUGACGUAUGCUAAUAAAAUCCCAUAUUUUAGUGAAUGUAACAUACAGGUGUGCAUUAUACUAGAGGAAAUUGCUUUGCAAAGAUGUGCAUGUUAGGACAAAUUCACACUGAAAUUCUGAUGAACAUUCGUGAGGACAUUAAAGGAAAAAAUAUUUGCAAGCUGAUGUGGAAACAUGGUGAACUGAACUUAUGGUUUGAAAAAUUAGAAACUGAGGGAAACUGAAAUUUGAUAGAGUUGCCAGUCUCUAAAUACAGAUAAUAGAAAAUUUCGAGGAAUUUGCCAUCUGAAAUGGUUGACGUGUCGAUCAAGACUUAUGUGUGGCAUAAAUGUUUAACUGUCCUUGCCCAACUGCAGGGCAUUUUCCAUUAGUAUAUUUUUAUAACCACAACCCCCCCAACUUUUUCAUAUUGUUCUCCAGGAAAAACAUCCCUGCUUUGGUCCAGAACAUCACAGAACCCUGUUGCAAGUUGCAGGGCAGUGAGAGGACACAGUGUGCUGAGGAUGUGGUGAGUAAUCGGUUGGAGGAAGCAGCUAUUCAUCUGUAAAGAACAAGGCAAGGGUUGUGGGGGGGGGUUGUUGACAAGGAUCUUGAUUUAGGAGCAGCCUAGUAUGAGCUGAGUAGGAGGGGUUCCGCUUUUAACUUGCGUUUCAACCCUCCUUCCUCUGCCUAUAAAUGAGGGAUGGGGACCUGUGACCCUCCAGGUGGUGAUGGGUGUCAAUGAUGUCCCACCGUUUCAGAAAAGAGAGUAACACUGACAUCCUUGAUCCUUUAACGUGAUGUGGUUAUUUCUCCUCCCUGCAGAAAUCCCAGUUCAUUGUGGCACUCUGCAGCUCCCAGAAGAAAACGUGGAAAGACCCCAAGAAAUGUUGUUCCCAGUUGGAGGGCGAGGCCCGGAGCAACUGCUUCAACGUCAACUACCUGAACAACGUGUCUCUCGCCAGUUCCGUGCAGAUCACCCACCCAACGGUGCCGUCCGUGUGAAUCAGAAACAGACUCGCCCCCUACUGCUGAAAUGCGCCUCUUCCCUUCCUCUGUCCUCUCCUCUCUCUGGCUGGUUCCAGUUCCAUGCUUCCGGGAAGUGGGUUAGCUGCUUCCCUGACCUACAGACUAUCAACUAUCUAAGACGCUGCUCCCUCCCCAAGACAAAGCAGAGUGGGGGGUGGGGAGCAAAAAGCAAUCUGCACACACUGACCUCUCAUAAGGGGGCCUCUGGAAGCCCUCACUGGUAUGCACGUUAAAUUCUAGGCAGUCGUGACCCAAGUAAAACAUCUCAGUCCUUUUUUUUUAAAGAAAAAGUUCUGUCUGAUUUUUGUCUUCCGUCACCAAAGUGCUAAAAGGCGUUUUGAUUCAAAAGGGGAAUUUGGGAGAAAGCAGAGAGAGGAUUUCUCUUGCUAGGGAGUGCCUCCUCCUCCUCCCCCACCACCAUAUUGGCCAGCUGGCAAAGUUUAAUUCAUUCCCUUCAAACCAGAUACCUCCAGAUCUUCGUGAGAUAUCUGGAGGGUCUUUGUCAUCAUCGUUAUUUGGAGCUUUGCCUUCUGUUCCACAGAGUCUGCUUUUGGAUUUGUGCAAAACUUAAGUUGAUCAGGAUGGUCUCCAAUUAGGUAGAUGGGUGCCAGUGCUUUUGUUUUUUUAGUGAAGAAAGCGGAACAGGAGCACAGGGCCUGAAGGACUGGAGAAGGGGAACUUCUAUUUCUGAGUAGCUUUUCUGCUGAUCUUAGGCAGGUACAGCCCUACCAACAAGGCUCUAGCAAUCAGGAAUGAUGGUGGCGACGGUGGAUAAAAUAACAAGGGAAGAGUUGGUGUGGUGUAAUGGUUAUUGAAACAUGCCCAGAAAACACACUAGCCCAGAAGGAAACACUGUACAGGGGAGUUUGUGGGUUACUCUGCCAAGUCACACCAUUGCAUCUCGAUCUUUGUUUCCCAGCUGUAACUGAGCUCACAGAACAUGUUUUCAUAUCGUAGUGAAGUGCUUGUACGGAUGGAUAUCUGCCCAAGGCAAAGGGCUCUAAUAAACCACUUUUUAGAUGAAUC